AUGCCCUACAACAAGAAGCGGCAGAUUGACCCCGAUAGCGACGGAGAGCAGCAGGCCGUUAAAAAGUCAAAGAGCGCUAAGACAGCUAAGAAGGACCUCGCUCAAGGCAAAGAUGCAGAAGGAAACCCAUACUGGGAGAUUGGCAACAACCGGCGCAUCGGCUCAUCACAGUUCAAAGGGGCUACCUUGGUCAAUAUCCGGGAGUAUUACACAGCACCCGAUGGGGAGCUACGGCCGGGCAAGAAGGGCAUCUCCCUUUCUCUCGACCAAUACAAGGCGCUUCUCAGGAUCAUUCCGCAACUGAACGACGAGCUUCGCUCGCAGGGCCACGAUGUUGGCGGCCUUCCAGCGACUGGGACGAGUGACGUGCUGGUAAAGGCGGAAAGGCCAAAGGCCAAGAGGUCGAAGAAGGCCAACAUCGACGUAACAAGCGACGAGGAGGAGGAGGAGGAGGAGGACGACGACCACGACGGGGAGUGAGGGAGGGGCAGUUGGUCUCCACGCGCGGCGUUUUCAUUGCUAUCUUUCUGUCCAGUUUUCUUGGGUGCCGACCUGCUUUCUGGGUUGGGGACACCGGGCAUUUUGCUGGGUUCAUACGCAUGAUACGAGGUGACGACUGCAGAACUGUACGGAUCCGUACCAUAUUCGUUGCGUUUCUCAAUUACUCGACUGAAAAUCGGCCAGAGUUCGCCUGAGCUGGUUAUUCACAAUUGCAGGAGAACAACUAAUACAACCACAAUACACUCCGCAGCGUUCCAUUUCAUCGUCGGCGAAUGGUUGUUUCUCAGCAGGUGUCUGGUAAAUUGCUUCUAGCCCUUCACGAAGCUCGGCU
Molecule: messenger RNA, 832 nt
Organism: Parathielavia appendiculata
Lineage: Eukaryota; Fungi; Ascomycota; Sordariomycetes; Sordariales; Chaetomiaceae
Product: PC4-domain-containing protein
Exons: 3
Coding region: 1-480 (159 amino acids)
Biological process (GO): positive regulation of transcription initiation by RNA polymerase II
Cellular component (GO): nucleus; transcription regulator complex
Molecular function (GO): DNA binding; transcription coactivator activity
Source: RefSeq, a predicted model, not a curated record